Penicillium hordei is the source of this 1944-nucleotide messenger RNA. RefSeq lists its product as uncharacterized. Lineage: Eukaryota; Fungi; Ascomycota; Eurotiomycetes; Eurotiales; Aspergillaceae. The transcript is spliced from 2 exons. The record is from RefSeq and is a predicted model, not a curated record. Bases 1 to 1944 code for a protein of 647 amino acids.
AUGAUGGCCCUCGAAGCUACCCGGCCUAAACAACUCCCAUACUUCGAUCCCAUGACCAUGGAUCCCUCUAUGUUCUCUUUCCCCGUUGAGAGUCUUCCCAACUACACACAAGGCCAUGAUAUGUCCCAUGCGUCCAAUUCCUACUAUGAUACCCACCCUUUGUUGGAGUCUGCAGAUCUGCAAAAUCCAACAUAUUUUUCUUCUAUACCCGCCACACCCCCUUCGAUCUCUGCCUCUCACUCUGCUGAGCCAUAUAUUCCCACCGGGUCUGCUGCCUCGGGGCAAUCCAUUGCUAGCGCAUCUUCUUCGGCAAUGGGAUCACCAUACUCAGGAACCGCGCAUGCCUUCCAGGAGAACUGGGUGAAUACGAACCACGGAUUGGGUCUGCCAGCCGCAGUGAUGAACGACCUUUUCUCUCAGGAGUACAUGGGAAGUACGUUGGACAUGGAUAUGCCCUAUCAAGAAAAGUUCCCGGACCCUUUUGUCGAUCCCUCAUUGAUCCAACCAGCGCAACAAGGCCCUGGAAUCACCCCGACUAUCUCAUAUCCCGACCAACCCACCUCUUCCUACUCAAACGUGCCACCCAAUUACAUUUCCCACUCUCCCGCCCCAUCGCCUCUCCCAUAUAAUGACAUCGCAGACCACCACACAUCUCCACGCUCACACCCACUACAACACACUGGGCCGUCUCCCCUCAUGGUCCCACAUAGGUCACAUUCGCGCCCACUCUCGAUCUAUGAUCGACGAUCGUCCGUCUCGUCAAUGCAUUCCCGACGCUCGCAACACAGCCCGGCGCUGAGCAGCAUCGAGCCAGACGAAGACACCAAAGAAAAAGGGCGCUGCCCACACCCCGACUGUGGCCGAGUCUUCAAAGACCUGAAAGCCCACAUGUUGACUCACCAGUCUGAGCGACCAGAGAAGUGCCCGAUCCUGAAUUGCGAGUACCACAUCAAAGGCUUCGCCCGCAAGUACGACAAGAACCGCCACACCCUGACCCACUACAAAGGAACAAUGGUAUGCGGUUUCUGCCCGGGCUCCGGCUCCCCCGCGGAAAAGAGCUUCAACCGCGCCGACGUCUUCAAGCGCCAUCUGACCUCCGUCCACGGCGUGGAACAAACUCCACCAAACUGCCGGAAGCGCAGCCCCGGCGUAGCGAAGAAGGGCACCAACUACAGCCCCGACGCAACAGGAAAGUGCUCGACCUGUUCAUCGACCUUCAGCAACGCGCAGGACUUCUACGAGCAUCUGGACGACUGUGUUCUCCGCGUUGUGCAGCAAGAAGAGCCCUCGGAGGCGAUCAACCAGCAGCGUCUGGCAGAGGUCGCUUCAGACGAGGAGGUCAAAAAGACCAUGGAGAAGCACCAACUACUUGACGCGCCUGGCUCGGUCGACCAAGUCGACGAUUACGAAGACCAAGAUGACGACGAUACCCACGACCCCUCCAACUGGCGCGGUUUGAAGACCAAACCCAGAUCAUCCAAGGGCAACAUCCCCGCCUCCCGCCCUAUUAUCGGCUCCGGGAAUGCCAUCUCCAAGAAUUCCUCCAAGCCCCCCCGCACUGUCGCAACCCGUCGCCGCAAUAACCGUGGCAACUACCCCCAGUCCUGGGGAUGCCCCAGCAGCAGCAUGAAGACCAAGAAGCGUGUGCUGUGUGUCUUUGAUGGCCAACGCCGUCUGUGGAAAGACGAGAUGAUGCUCAACAAUGAGUUCGAGGUCCGUCUGAGACUCCCCGGUGGCGCCGGCGAUGGCACCAACCGUGAUGCUUACGUUACCGAUCUGGAUGUCGAGACGAUGAAGCGCGCUGAGGGCGUGCUGAGUGCCACUGAGGAGGAGCGUGGCCCUUGGAUGAACGGUCCUUCGUCUCAUAUUAUGGGUCAGCCGGCGAUGUUAUUGCCAGAACUAUCCCAGGAUGAUGAGAUUUCUAUCAAUGAAUUGAUGGCUUAA